AUGAAGCUCACUGCAUUGGUUGGUUCAGCUCUGCUGGGCUUUGCCUCGGCUGCCAGCAACACUGCUACUCGAAACAUCAGCUAUGAUUACAUAGUAGCUGGUGCUGGAGCUUCAGGCCUCGUCGUUGCUGAGAAACUCGCUGCUGCUGGCCGUAAAGUUCUUUUGGUUGAGAGGGGCGGUCCUUCGUACUACUCGACCGGCAACCGGGAUGACUUGAUGAAGUGGAACGAGACCGUCACCGCAUACGACGUCCCCGGCAUGGCUUACUACACUGACAUUUCGCCAACCAUUCAGUGGUGUACAGACAUCGCUGCUUCGGCCGGCUGCUUGUUGGGAGGUUCCACCAUGCUUAACGCUCUCAUGUUUAUCAAGCCCCGUGCUGCUGACUUUGAGGCAUGGCCUAAGGGGUGGCAGUGGGAGGAUGGUGUUUCCGAGGCCGCCAAGAGUGUUUUUGAGCGUAUGCCUGGAAGCAUUCUCCCCUCUGCUGAUGGCAAGCGCUAUGAUGAUGGUGCUUUUGAAGUCAUGUCCAAGUUCCUCGAGAACAACGGCUGGGGUGAAGUCAAUGCUCUCGACAAUGUUGAGGCGAAGGACAAGAUCUUCACGCAUCCUCCUUGGUUGAUCAACAACGGGCUCCGUGGUGGCCCCGUUCGGGAUAUUCUCCCUGAUGCAGAGGCUCUCGACAACUUCAGCCUCCAGCUUCACGCCAAGGUUCUCCGUGUUGUUCGUAAGGGACCUAUCAUUACCGGUAUCGAAGUCGAGCAUGAAGAUGGCUCUCGCGAGAUCAUUAAGCUGAGUAAGGGUGGUUCUGUCAUCCUUUCUUCUGGCACACACUCUACACCACGCAUUCUCUUCAACUCAGGCAUUGGACCUAAGGACCAAAUUCGUAUUGUCAAGUCCGGCUCUACCAAGAUUGAGCUCCCACCUGCUUCUCAGUGGAUCGAUCUCCCCGUUGGUCAGCGUCUGAGAGAUCAUCCCAUCGUUGUCGUGGAUUUCCAAACCAAGGAGAAGCUCCAAGCUCUGUCUCGCACCGCUUUCACUGAACCAAACGAUGAGACAGUCGAGCUGUUUGCUGAAGGAAGCGGGCUUCUCUCUCAAUCCGCACAACGUCUUAACUUUUGGAAGAGCGUUGAAGGUAGUGAUGGCAUCACUCGUUACGUCCAAGGCACCGUCAACGCCCCCGAAAAUAACACAAUUUCUGCCAAGGUUUACCUCACUCACGGCCUUACAUCUCACGGUACCCUCGAGAUCACCCCCGACGGCAAGACCAACAUUACUCAGAAGCCGUUCCUCAACACCAAGGGUGAUCGUGAUGCUCUCAAGACUUUUAUCGAUGAACUUUUGAGCUACGCACGCAAGCCCAAUAGCAACCUGAGCGUGCCGAGCAAUGUUACUGCAGACUCCAUCAUGGAGGUUUCCUACAGCGGGAACCAUCACCUUGGCUCGGCUCACAUGGGAGCCAAGAACGACGGCAAGAGCGUCGUUGGACCGGAUACCCGGGUCUGGGGAACCAAGAACCUUUUUGUUGUUGAUGGAGCCAUGCACCCUGAAGUCCCGACAGGGAAUACUCAGGCCUCCAUCAUGGUUGCUGCUGCGCACGCUGCCAACAAGAUCUUGGCCGUAACAUCUGGAAAACACUGA
Molecule: messenger RNA, 1638 nt
Organism: Fusarium venenatum
Lineage: Eukaryota; Fungi; Ascomycota; Sordariomycetes; Hypocreales; Nectriaceae
Molecular function (GO): oxidoreductase activity, acting on CH-OH group of donors; flavin adenine dinucleotide binding
Source: RefSeq, a predicted model, not a curated record